GGUUGAGAUUUCAAACGUGUACGGGUACGUGUACGUGUAAUAGGGGAAUCACCUAAAUUCUUCGCGUAUUACGUCAUCGGUUUUUGUGACGACAUGGUUUCUACGCGUUCUCUAAACUUGUAGAGUGCUGACUACACGUAAGUACAAUCUUGUAGCUUUUACAAUAAAAAUAAUCUAACUGAUGAGUGAAUAUGCUCUUGUGGUGCAUUAAAUAGAUUUUUAAACUUCAUUUGCAUGUACAUUGAGUAGAAAUUCACCAUUUUUUACAAGUUAUUUAAGUAAAUUCAUGUCACAAAACUGCGUCGAGAGGCCUUAAAAAUCAUCCAUCGCCUUUCAUAUCAUCAUACAUUUGUAUGAUCCUUAAAUACAGAAAUAGUCAAUUAAUGUUUUAUUUAUGAAUUAUUUGAUUAAUUGUGUAUCUGUAAUGUUGAUGGAAUUCGUAUCUGCGAUUUUUGAAAGUGUGACAUGUAGUUGGAAAGGGGGAUGGGGGGGGGGGGGGGGGACAGGGGGUCAUACCAUAUCAAUUGACACAAAAAAAUAUUAAUCAAAUAAAAUGUGAUAUCAUUUUAAAGACUAACUAAUUGUUUUGAAUAUUAGAAAUAUUUUUUGCAGAAUAUGGAUUCUGGAAGAAAAAAAAAUGUAGGUUUUCUGAACAGGACGACAUAAAAAUGUUACGAGAGGUCAUUAGAAGAAACCCAUUUAAGGACAGAGGGAAAUGGCUAGAAAUAUCGUUGGCUUUACCUAUGAGUGUUGAUGCGAGAAGAGUGAGGGAGAGGACCGUUCUUCUAAUGGAACAAAGAAGAAAGGCGAAUAGUUCAUCGCUCAAAAAGUCGGGUGUAGAUGAAGUUUAUGGGGAAAAGGAAAUUCUCCUUGACGAAAUCUUAGACCUGGCAAAUGAUGAAGAGGAGAAAAAGAAAGAUGACAAAUCAAAAGCUAUUAAAGAAGAGGUUCUGUGCAAAGAUAUCAGAAAACGUGCUCUUGACAAUUUGACACCCUCAAAAAGUGACGAAAACCUGAAGAAAAUGCCAAAGAAAUCAGCAUCAGUUAUGUCAUUUUUGAAAGAAAAGGCGGAACUUGAAAAAAAGUCAAAGGAAGAUGAGAUUACGCUUCGUCGCGAACAGUUCAAUUUAGAAAAAGAGCGGUUUGAGAUUGAAAAAAAGGAAAGGCUCCAAAAGCUUGAAAUGGAAAUACAGCAGUCGAAAUUAAUGUUUGAGCUGUUUUCCAAAUGUCUGAAUAAAUAAAUUACAUGCGAGUUAAUUACUGUACUUUCAAAGCUAUACACACGGCCAAAUUACAUAAUUUUUGAAAUGUGAGAUAGAAUGAAAAUGAAACUACUAAUACAAUAAUUACAUUGAAAAACGUGUUUGUAUUGAUUGUCGUAUUAAGGAGAAACCUUGUGUUUAAUUACAAUGGAUAUUUUGUGUUGCUUAAUUUUGCUUUCUAAAGUUUACAUAAUCGAAAACUAUGUGCAUUGUAAGCAUAUAGCAUAUUCAUUUUUAGCACUCUGUAAUUUUCCCCCAUAUUUUAUUAGUCAAUUAAAAAGAAAGCUGCAAACAUCUCGACGUUGGGCCAAUCGUUUGCGAUUUUCCCGAUGCCCCUUGACAGAAUGAAGGGCGGUUUUUUUUAAAAAUUCGUAUUUAUUGGUGGAGUCCAA
Molecule: messenger RNA, 1654 nt
Organism: Magallana angulata
Lineage: Eukaryota; Metazoa; Mollusca; Bivalvia; Ostreida; Ostreidae
Exons: 4
Coding region: 669-1241 (190 amino acids)
Source: RefSeq, a predicted model, not a curated record